This is a messenger RNA of Rotaria sp. Silwood2, 738 nucleotides long. NCBI's taxonomy places the organism in Eukaryota, Metazoa, Rotifera, Eurotatoria, Philodinida, Philodinidae. The record is from the annotation of a GenBank genome assembly.
AUGCAGCUUCGUUCUGAUCUUUCUAUUCCACAUGUUGUCGAUUCUAAUUUAAUUCCAUUUGUUGAUUCGCCUACACAAGGUGUUCAACGUCGAAUGUUAGAUCGAACAGGUGAUGAGGUUGCUCGAGCUACAACUAUUGUUAAAUAUCAUUCAUUUGCACGAUUCCCUCGUCAUACACAUAGUGCUGGUGAAGAAUUUGUUGUAUUAGAUGGAAUAUUUUCUGAUGAUCUUUCUGGUGAUCAUGCUCCAUUAAGUUAUUGUCGACAUGGAAUUGAUACACAACAUGAGCCAUGGACAGGUGAACAAGGAGCUGUAAUAUUAGUUAAACUUCGUCAAAUGAAUGAUCGCACAGAAACACCAAUUGUUAUUAUUGAUACUGAAACUUCGAAUGAUUGGAAAACAAAAGAUACAAAUGCAAAACAACAACAUUUGGCCUUAUUUUCAAAUACAAAUACAGGUGAAUGUACAUGGAUGGAAAGAUGGGAAGCUGGUUUUGAAAGUGAUCAUUGGAUUGUUGGUCAAGGUGGUGAAGAAAUAUUUGUACUUAAAGGUGAUAUGAGUUUUGCAAAUAUUGAUGGAACAGAUGAUGAAAAUAAUAAGAAUACUUGUACACAAGGAUUUUGGAUAAGACGACCCAUUAAUUGGGCAGGACGACAGUUUAAAGUAAAAAGUGAAAAUGGAUGUCAAUUAUAUAUCAAGACAGGACAUUUAGCUAUGAAAUUUGAUGAAAUGCAAUAG